This is a messenger RNA of Melanaphis sacchari, 1888 nucleotides long. It is a transcript of the gene Miga, whose product is annotated as mitoguardin. The transcript has 10 exons. Lineage: Eukaryota; Metazoa; Arthropoda; Insecta; Hemiptera; Aphididae. The coding region runs from base 220 to 1749 and encodes 509 amino acids. The record is from RefSeq and is a predicted model, not a curated record. Gene Ontology annotation, biological process: mitochondrial fusion.
GCGACGAGAGAGUGAGAGCACUGAGAGUCGCAUACCGCAACGGCACAACCUCAUACUAGUCAUACUGCGAUCGGCCGUAGGACUACGACAUUUUAUUGGAAUUAUUAUAUUUUUCGUUUUUUCACUAUAGUCGUUAUUUUAUUUAUCAAUAUGUUUCUUAUUUCCACAAAUUAUGUACAAAACGUCGAGCGCCAGUAAUCUAUCAUCAGCCUCCGAGCUAUGUGCGGUAAAAAGUCUGCCCUGGUCCUGUAUCCAUUGACCAAACUUACAGGAAUUUUGCGAAAACAUAUUUCGGAACAUGGUUUCCGUGUAUCCAUAUCUAUGGGAUUAGUUAUAAGUACUACAUUAAUUGUGGUAUUAGGAAACUAUUGGAAAAGAAGAAAGUAUUCUCGAGAAUCAGCACCUGUUAUCAAACAUUAUUCUUAUGACAAGAGAAAAGCUAAUAUUGAUGUACCUUCAGUUUCUAGUUUUAGAAUUUUUAGAACUAGCCAUAGAUCACUAAGUCCUAGUAUCAAAUCCACCAAUCGACAAGCAUCUGUGAUAUCUUCAACUCAAGAUUCUCCUAGCCAUUGUAAAUCUUCAGAAGUUAAAUAUACUGCACCUCAACAACUAGGUGUAAUGGGUAUGGAAUCAUUAGCUUGUAGUAUAUCAUUUUGGGAAGAUGCAUUGACAGCAUUUUCUGGCAAUAAUUCAACAAUGGUAUCCAAUAAACUUAUGUCUACUGAAGAUUCCCAAUUUUGUAAAGAACUUCAACUGUUAGUGGAUUCUGCUUACUCAUUACAAGAUCAAUGUCAAUUACUUUUCCUAGAUCAAAGGUCAGUAUUAUUUCGUGUUCAACAGAAUGGAAAUGAUGACACAUUGAAGUUUGAUGAUCGCCGUUCGUCAGUAGAUAGUUUUGUAUCAGCACGCACAGAUGUAGCAAAUUUGAGAGAAUUUGAAGAAUUAAAUUUUGACAACUAUUAUCUAUAUCAAAAUGCUUUAAAAUAUUCUGAAAUUGAAGGCAUUGCAUGCAGGAGUUAUCGAACGACAUUGGUGAAUUGUGCUUCAGAUAGAGAAUAUGUGUGUAAGUUGCAUUGUAUUCGUCAAGCUUUUGAACAUUUAUUCAAGGAUGAAAAAAACUCGAUGUGGUUUUCUGAUUGUGGGAGACGUAUAUUAACCGAUAUAUUUUUAUUUUCCGAGAAAGACCCUAAGGAUUUUCUUUUAGCCUAUGAAGAGAUGUUGAGUUGGGCGAAAACUGAUGUUCAUUGGACUGAGGCUGAAAAUGAGUUAUCAGCUAGGGGUGUGAAAAAAAUGACAUUUUAUGAUAUUGUUAUGGAUUACAUUUUAAUGGAUGCAUUUGAAGAUCUUGAAGCUCCACCCACAUCGGUGAUUGCUGUAAUACAAAAUCGUUGGUUAUCAAAAGGAUUUAAAGAAACCGCUUUAUCAACUGCAGUUUGGUCAGUGCUCCGUGCCAAGCGUAGUAAAUUGAAAUACCCAAAUGGUUUUAUGCAUCAUUUUUACAACAUAUCUGAACAAAUGUCACCUUUACUUGCAUGGGGCUUCUUAGGUCCUGAUGAAGAACUGAGCAGAAUAUGUUUGUUUUUCAAGGAUCAAGUCAUUGAAUUGAUGCGUGAUAUAUUUAGUUUUGAUAAAUGUCGUUAUACUACCAAAGAAGAACUAUCAGCAGACAUGUUAGAGCAAUUUAAAAUACGAGCAGAGAACAUUAGUAAAAUGAUAGAAAUGAAAUGCAGUUUAGAUGUUAAGUCUUAAGAAAUAUUGAUCUCUUGAUUUAAAUUGAGAUAUACAUUUGCAGUUACCAGCUUCUAUUUUGUGCAUUUGUUUUCUAUUGACACUGUGUGUAUAUAUUUUUUUUAUUAGUUUGAAUUCUAUACUUUAUUUAUUUGGUUUU